UGUGCUUGAAGUUAUCUGAACCAUCAUAUCGUGCCUUGGUGGCCGUGCAUAUUAGUGCUCAUGCGUAUCAUCAGCUCUUGAAGAAGCCACAAUGUCCGUCGCCCUCACCACGUCGACGUCAAGCCUCCUCCAGGAAGAGCCGGGCGGCGCUUCCCCCAACGCCUGCGUGGGAUUAAACCUCAACCAGGCCGCCGUCAACUGUGUCCUCAAGCAGGAGCCCAUCUCCGUCACUCUCAAUGGCCCGGCCAUCUUCGCCCUCUCCAUGGCCCUGGCCCUCAUCAUCCACUUCCUCGAGCCCCGGGUCGCAGAGUGCCUCCUCGUCCUCCUGCCCAUCCUCCUCCUCGUUCACAACGACUAUCACAACUACCUCGGCCUCGGCCCAGGCGGUACCCCCUCCACCUUCCUGGGCUACGUCCGCAUCGCCUGGUUCCGCCUCUGGGCCCUCCGGGACCCUUUCACGGCGCCCGACCCGGACCCGAACCGCCUCCCGAAGCGGGGAAUCCUCCGCCAAGACGAUGAUCCGCACCACUGGCCUCUGCCCUACCGCCCCGGUCCGCGGCCCAUGGUCGCCGGCAUUGCGCCGCAGAGGCAGCUAGAUCAGCACGGGACGGUGCCGCACUACCACGCCCUGCGACGGACGCUGGAGGGGCUCGCAGCAAGGAACCCGGCGCGGUUCGGCACAGCGCGCUCGUGUCUCGAGAAGCACGGGCUAGGGCUAUUCGCGCGACAUCCGGUGAACGUGACGUGCAACGGUGAGGUGUGCCAUGUCCACGACUCGGACCACUCGCUUCACAUGAACCUGCACCCGGAGGACAUCCGUGAGGUCCUGGCCAAAGGGUGGGGACAGAGGCACCCCUUGGCGUGGAAGGGGAGUUUGGUGAGGAUGCCUGUGCCGGAGGAGUUUGUCAUGGUCUACGCCCCGCGAGAUGACCACGAACUGAGCAUCGUAUGCAGAAUCAUUGAAGCGGCAAUCUGGUACGUCAUUUCCGAAAAGACGGAGAUUCGCGUCGAGAGGGCCACCUGAGCCCUCGAGUGCUCUAGUGACCGCUUUCGUCUAGACGAGCUUAUAAGCACAUAGAGAUUCUCAUCUUAUCACACGAGGGGGACUACAUUAGGUACCACAGCAAAUUGUAAGGAGGUGGGAAUAAAAAACUGGUUGGAGUUGUGGAGU
Colletotrichum navitas is the source of this 1171-nucleotide messenger RNA. RefSeq lists its product as uncharacterized. Bases 92 to 1024 code for a protein of 310 amino acids. The record is from RefSeq and is a predicted model, not a curated record. The transcript has 2 exons. NCBI's taxonomy places the organism in Eukaryota, Fungi, Ascomycota, Sordariomycetes, Glomerellales, Glomerellaceae.